Messenger RNA from Schizosaccharomyces japonicus yFS275, 468 nucleotides. RefSeq lists its product as hypothetical. NCBI's taxonomy places the organism in Eukaryota, Fungi, Ascomycota, Schizosaccharomycetes, Schizosaccharomycetales, Schizosaccharomycetaceae. The transcript has a single exon. The record is from RefSeq and is a predicted model, not a curated record. The coding region runs from base 1 to 468 and encodes 155 amino acids.
AUGAGCGCCCAGCUCGCCUCGCUCGGCUGGGCUGAAUUGGAUGACGUCGGCUCUCCACACAGCCACGACGGACGUCUGGCGGCGUCUUCCACCGCGCGCGUCUUCUCAACGCUCCAAGCGUGCCGCCUCGCUUGCGCCCGCCUGUCGCCCGUUCCGUCGCCUAUUGGGUCGCAGCCGAAACUUUAUCGCGUGCAUGACGCAGCCCUCGACGCGCUGGCCCUGGCGGUUUCUGCUGCGUUUUUUGCCACCGAGAUCAUCGCUUACGUACACCGCGCGCGUCCUCCGACGAAUCAUCCGCCGCAUCUGCCUCCUCCUCCGGUCCUCUGCUCGCUCGCACCCAAUCACCGCCAGACGCUGCUUCGCUCGCUAGCGCAAUACGCGCGCGCGUCGAAACGGUGCUCCGCGAGGCGACUCCGGACUCGACCAAUCACCCGACAAUCUGCGCUGCAUUGCGUCAUCCCUGCGUAG